GUGAAAGAAAGAGAAGCAAACUUGAUUAGGGUGAUUAACGAGGAGGCGGAUGAAGAAAUACGGAAAAUAAAUGAGAAGAGAGAAAAACGCAUCAAGGAUUGCAACAUCGAUAUCGAAAAGGAACAAACUACCAUCAAAGAGAGAGAAACAAGACUUUUAGCAGAUACAAAGACAAUCAAUGACGUAGUUACUAAGAAGAUUAACGAUCUUACUAAUAAGAAUAAGCAUGCGCUUAACACUAUGAAGAAUAUUAAAUCAACCAUCACACGUAUAAAGCAACAAGAUGAAACAUUGGUGAAUGAAGCUCCUCAAGUACUUGCAUCUAUCGAUGAAAAUGUGAGUUUGAACUUUCAUCAAGAUGUUAGCGACUGUCUUGACCGAAUACAGAGUGAAGUGGAGAGAGUGACAUUUGAAGAGGGGGAAGCAGGUGGAGAAUACUAUUGUAGAAUUGAUAUCGGCAAAUGGGAACUUGUCAAGUCAAUCCACAUUCCAUCGGUUGUUAAUGAACCGUGGGUGCCUGGUUUGAUAAGUGAUGAUAAGAUAUGUGUGGAAAACCAAAGGAGCAAUGAUAUGUAUAUUACAUGCAUCAGCACUGCACACACACAGAAAGUCAUUGAUGGAGUUACAAACAUGGACAUUACGUCAUGUGCCCCCAUAAACAGUAACGUAAUAGUAUGUGGGAAGUGGAGAUGUGAUUGGAAGGGUGACAGGUUGGAUGGAUUCAUCACUCUUUAUGACAGACAAUGGAAGAAGAUUAGAGACAUCAGCAUACCAAGGAAUGGAGGCGGUAAUAGUGUGUAUGUUGAUGUCGACAGGGAUGGGAUGAUCCUCGCUGCUGAGUGCAGUCAGUCUAACAUCUACGUCAUAAACCCUGAUGAUGGUAAGAUUGUACACACUAUUACGAUGCAGGGUAAGAGGGUGUUUUGUGAGAUACAAGCCUUGUCAUCAGGUGAUAUCGUGCAUGUGAAGACAAGUUUUAACAAAUACACUGUCAUCUCACGAUCAGGAGAAGAGAAGGCUGUCAUACACUGUGAUGACUGGGAGGAAUCAAAAUGUGGCAUUGACAAACUGACAGACACACUGUACAUCACUUAUCGAGUCGCGGGUAAUUCCUACGCAGUUGAUCAGGUGUCACGUGAUGGUAUCAUCCAGGCAAAGAGGAUCGUGGAAUACGUGAGAUCAGAUCGCUCUCUCUACUUCAGCCCUUGUCUUGUUACUCCUUAUGGUAACCUUGUAGGCUGUGAUGGAGACAAGCUUCUUCUAUACAAGAAGACAUUUAUCUUGUAACUCAUCAAGACACUCAACGAUCGAGUGAUGUUUGAUGUGUAUAGAAAAUUAUAGGCCUGUCAUUGACCACCAGCAGUGAAAAUAAUAAUAUAAAAUUGUUAUUUCAUCUGAUGAAAAGGCUUGUAUUUCAUUUAACCCCAUCAACACCACCUUAUAUAAAUAUUACGAGUUAAAAUGUAAUGUUAAGGCCAGAAAACUACAGACAUUAAGAGUUAUACUAAUUUUUUUGUAUACUGUAAUAUGUAAGGGGGUGUAGUACUGCACACGGGAUGUAUAAUAAUGUUCGUACAUUAACACAAUACAAAAUAUCUAAAAAGUUAGAACGAAUGAGGGAGAGAAAAUGAAGAGAAACUCAUAAUACCGACUGGAGAGGAAUAGAUAAAGGAAGAAUAGAGGAAUAAGAAUAGAUCAAAAAUGAAGAAGGGGGAGAAAGCAAUGUGAUGCAUUAACAGGUAGUACAUUAAAUUCAAUUCAAAGCAAUUCAAUUCGAUUCAAUUCAAUCAUGUUUUUUUUUGUAUAAAAACAAUACAUGUUACACAGCCAGAAGGCUGAAAUCAGCAUGUUUACAAUAACAUGUUCACAAGUCAUACAUGGAUAAAAUGAACAAUUACAAUUUAAACAGGUACAUGUAAGGAUUUGUAAUGUACAUAGAUAAUAAAUAUUUUUUAAAGAGCUGGUGUACAUAAAAAUUCAUUAAAUAUAAUAAAAUAGAAUAGAAAAAAAACUAUGUAAUAUGUAAAUUCAAUAUUAAAAAGUGAUGAAUAUUAGACAAUUAAAAAUUCAAAUAUUAAUUGGAUUGAAAUUGAGACUAAAACAAUGGCAAAAAUUUGAGUUGAUUUCAAGGCUAUGAAAGUAAAAAAUUAUUCAUAAGUUAGUAAAUCAAUGAAAUAUGGUAUUGCACUUUUUCUAAAACGAUCUGUUUUGCAAUUUAUCUGAUCAAAGCUUGAAACACUUUUUAAUGAGAUUUUAACGUUCUUCUUUUUUGGUAGCCAAUUAUUACAGUGAGGAUUUUUAAAGAGAGAUUUAGCAAUCUCCAUACAAUGAUAAACAUUUCUUAACUCAAGUUUAAACGAAGGCUAAUAUGUUCGAAGUUGUAAUCCUCCUUCAUCAUGUUCAUACAAGAAUGCUAAAGGAGAUGAAUCUUUGUAGCGUCUUUUUUUUUUAAAUCUUGUAUUUAUAUCCUCAGGUUGACAAAGAUUGAUUCAUAUUUUGAUCAUGAUUGAUGACAAGGCGGAAUCCAGAAACAAAAUUAAUUAUACACAACUUUAUGAAAUUUAUUUUCAUUUUGCAAAUGAUUUUUAUAGUAACAUGUACGCUCAACAACAUCUCGCUAUUACUGAUUCACAUUGUAGCACUGUGAUUUGUAGUUUUCUCUUUCUUUAUUUAAAAAAAAAGAUUCACCGAUCACCAUUUAGUCCUGCAGUGUAUUGUAGCGUAUCAUAGUUUGUAACACUUUUCAAUGGCAAGCAUAAUUAUAUCCACGUUAAAUGUCUCAUUACAUUGUAUAUAAAACUGUAUCCCCAGAGUUAUCUAGUGUUAUCUUCACAGGAAAUGUAAUAUUGAUGAUAACAUUCAAGUUAUCGAAAAACUCCUAUUGGAUUUACUGUUACAGUCAUUAGCAUUUUACAGAUUCAUUUUAACUGAGGUUAAUGUAUAUUGAUUGUUGACUAUUCGAUUGCUAAUUAUUUUCAUAAUUAUUUUAUUUGUUAUAAAAUUUCUUUACUGGAACAAAAAUCAGCUUUAUUUGCUUACUGGUAUUUAUUUCAAUAUUUUUUUUUUGCUAUCGUCUUCUUCACAUAUUCAUACUCGAAGCUAAUCGAAUUUUCAUUCUAUUCAUUACAUUAGUUCAGCAUUGUACAAAGCGUAUCUUAGAUAUUAUUAUCAAUAAUUGUUUAUGUUGGCAAGCAUAAUUACAUCCAUGUAUUCAUUUAAAUGUUUCAUUUCAUCAAACUGUAUUGCCUAGGGUAUCUUGUGUUAUGGUCACAAGAAAUAUUUUGUAUAUAAUAUCUUUCAAGUUAUCAAAGACUUCUAUUGGAUUUAUUGUUACAAUCAUCAGCAUUUCACAGAUUCAUAUCAGCUGAGAUUUGUAUGUAUUGUUCUUUGAGCUAUUCGGUUACUCAUUAUUUUCUGUAGUACACAUGAUUCAAACGUCUUUACUGAAAAGAAAUAAACAGCUUUGUUUCCAUGCUUGUGUUUUCAAGAUUUUUGUUCAUUCUUCUUCACAUUUGUAUGCCUACAGCUAUUCAAAAGUUGCUUCAUAAAUAUGCAUGUAUGUACAGAUAAUCUGAUCAAAUUCUUCUAUAAUGCUUGAAUAAUGCUCAUGUUGAUGAGUAUGAAUGUAAUGAUCCACUUUACAUGUUCGUUUUUAGAUGUCAAUAUUACAAAAUAAGAAGAUAAUGUACUUCAGGUUUUUUUUUAAAUCUGUCUUAGUUAUGUCUUUAGUAUAUUUUUUUCAUUAUACUCUGUUCAAAAUAUGUAACCAUUUGCUCAUGAAUAUAUAUAACGCGUGAAAAAAAAAGACACCUCACAAAUUCCCAUUUCAAGGGAAAUAUAUUUCAUGAACACAUACAUGUAAUUAUCUUAUAUGGCCUGAAAUAGUAUCUUCUCCUAAAUAAUUCCAUACCCUAUUUAUGUGGUAUGUCUUCACACUGGAUAAUCAGGAGGUAUAAUUUACUGUGAUAUAAAGUUAGAUUUGCGCCAAAAUAAGGCAUGGCUGCAAAGAAUAAAUCCAGACGCCAAAAUGAUGUCACUGUCCUAAAUGGGUUAGUAAAUACAUUUGAAAAUCCAUUCUCAAUUAAAUUUACUAGUGAAUUAAUUCUAAAAAGUUUUUGUUGAACGAUUCUAAUUUUAAUUAUUGAAAAAAAAGUCUUUUGCAAUUGUUUUAAUGUAACCCUAUUGGCCUUGUAGGAUAAUGACAUCUGGAUUCAUUAAUUGCAGUCAUGCCUUACUUUGGCGCAAUUUAAAAGUUACAUACCAACUGAUUAACCAAAGCAAUAUUGUAUCAAAUUAUUUGGGAGAAGAUAAACUCUUUCCGGACUAAUGUAACGAUUAUGUAUUCAUGAUAUAUCUAAAUCGGGGAUUUGAGAGGCGUCAGUUUUUUGUUUACUCACACGUAAUUAAGAAAAUGCUUGUUGAUAUAUAGAUUUUAAAAAACGUCAAACGGAAUUUAAAUCUACCUGUGAGUAGAAAGCAGUCGUGUAAAAAAAUAAGAAGGAUGGAAUUGUAUAUCUGGGGACUAAUCUUAUAAAGAGUUGCGAUUGAUCCGAUCAUUCACAACUAUGGGAAGCCAGCAACCCGAACAUCAAAUAUUCAUAUGUCUGUCCAAAGUGCUUUUGAUAUGAAUAUGACGUAUAUUUAUGGAUCCAUCAUUAUCUUAACAAAUCAGUGCAGUCCUCUUUAUUUCCAACGGGAGGUUUUGUAAUUUUCCUGUAUGAACAGUUAUGACACUGAUGGCUUUCCAUAGUUGAUACUGAUCUGAUCAAUCACAACUUUUUUUUAAGGUGGAUAACCUGUCACGAAAGUUAACAAUAAACGCGAAAGAUUUCUUAAUC
Messenger RNA from Lytechinus pictus (painted urchin), 4838 nucleotides. RefSeq lists its product as uncharacterized. The record is from RefSeq and is a predicted model, not a curated record. The transcript has 2 exons. The coding region runs from base 241 to 1287 and encodes 348 amino acids. NCBI's taxonomy places the organism in Eukaryota, Metazoa, Echinodermata, Echinoidea, Temnopleuroida, Toxopneustidae.